AGAAAAAGAAAAGAAAGGAGGCUAGCUCUUUGGCUAGCAGCAGCAGCACCACCAUCAAUGACCGGACGUGAAGUUAGCGUGUAGUUGACUCAGAAUUGAAAACUAACGUUAGGCGGCUGCAGCUUCCCUCCGGUCAGGGGAAAUAAGGAAGAGACCAGCUGACCGGAUUCCAGUGGGUUUUUUUCGCCGGGCAAGCAAAAUGGUGCACAGAUGUUGACCCUGGAGUUUCCUGUGUGAAGACGCGUCUCCAGACUGCUUCAUGUUAUCUCUCAGAGCCAGACCUCCUCUGUCCUGACACAAUGAGUUUUGCUACCGGGAUCUUGACUUUCUACCUCAACAUACGUGGAGUCCACUCCCUGUGUUCUACCUCUUAGGACAUCCACGGCUAUUUUUCUACCUCAACAAAUACAGUACGCACACAGAAGCACGUAGCUGUUAUCAGCCAGCUCAGAAACACCAACAGACCCUUCACUCUAACACCAGGCUCUCAGGCGCCAGUCAUCUAGCCACGUCGUAACAAAGUACACUGGGAUUCCUCCUGCUUUGCUGUCAUAAUCGCUAUCUGGGGAGGAGCCACCCGAAGCAGUCAUGUAUCACAGGGGUUUGUGAUGUCCAAAACCUGCGACGGACAAAGAUCAGGACCUGGACUAGGGGAAGGACAGGGGCGGGGUGACGUAGAUGUUCCUAGGUUUGUGGUUGGCUGUGGGGAUGACGAGCAGGACAUGGGCCAAAUGGAGACAGGCAUGAGGAAUGAGAUGUAUCGAGAAGAAGAAAUGGACGGCGAUGAGUCGCCACCAGAGCGUCAGAUUGUGGUCGGCAUAUGUGCCAUGAUGAAGAAGUCCAAAUCCAAGCCCAUGACUCAGAUCCUUGAGCGCCUUUGUAUGUUUGACUACAUCAGUAUGGUCAUCUUUCCAGAGGAGGUUAUCCUAGAGGAACCUGUAGAGAAAUGGCCCCUCUGCGACUGCCUCAUCUCCUUCCACUCCAAAGGUUUCCCUCUGGACAAAGCUGUGGAGUAUGCCAAGCUCAGGAAUCCACUGCUCAUCAAUGACCUCAACAUGCAGUAUUUCAUACAGGACAGGAGGGAAGUGUACCGGAUCUUACAGGAAGAAGGCAUUGACCUGCCUCGUUAUGCUGUGUUAAACAGAGACCCCGACAAUCCUGAGGAGUGUAACCUGGUGGAAGCGGAGGACCAUGUUGAGGUAAAUGGAGAGGUGUUCCUUAAACCCUUCGUGGAGAAACCUGUUUGUGCCGAGGACCACAAUGUGUACAUCUAUUACCCAACGUCUGCUGGAGGGGGCAGCCAGAGACUCUUCAGAAAGAUAGGGAGUCGUAGCAGUGUGUACUCCCCAGAAAGCAGCGUAAGAAAGACUGGGUCCUACAUCUACGAGGAGUUCAUGCCCACAGAUGGUACUGAUGUCAAGGUUUACACAGUGGGUCCAGACUACGCUCACGCGGAGGCCCGAAAAUCACCUGCACUGGACGGAAAGGUAGAGAGGGACAGUGAGGGGAAAGAGAUCCGCUACCCCGUCAUGCUGACCGCAAUGGAGAAACUGGUGGCCCGCAAGGUCUGCCUGGCCUUUAAGCAAACAGUGUGUGGGUUUGACCUGCUCAGAGCCAACGGCCACUCAUACGUCUGUGACGUUAACGGCUUCAGCUUCGUCAAAAACUCUAUGAAGUACUACGACGACUGUGCCAAAGUCCUGGGCAACAUGGUCAUGAGGGAGUUGGCCCCCCAGUUCCACAUCCCUUGGUCCAUCCCCAUGGAAGCUGAAGACAUCCCAAUCGUCCCAACAACCUCAGGAACCAUGAUGGAGUUGCGCUGUGUUAUUGCCAUUAUCCGCCAUGGAGAUCGCACACCAAAGCAAAAGAUGAAAAUGGAGGUCCGACAUCCUCUAUUCUUUGACUUAUUUGAGAAGUAUGGAGGCUACAAGUCAGGAAAACUGAAGCUGAAGAAGCCAAAACAGCUACAAGAAGUGCUGGAUAUUGCCCGUCUGCUGCUGGUGGAACUGGUCGAGCACAACGACUGUGAGAUCGAGGAGAAGAAAUCUAAACUGGAGCAACUCAAGACGGUCUUGGAGAUGGAAUCCAGCUUGAAUGACACUCAGUACGGUCAUUUCUCAGGCAUCAACAGGAAAGUUCAGCUGACUUACCUGCGCAACGGCCAACCUAAAGCAUCCAGUGAAGAAGAAGAUUCUAAGAAGGACAGCCCAUCUCUGCUGCUGGUGUUGAAGUGGGGCGGGGAGCUGACGCCUGCGGGCCGCGUUCAGGCUGAGGAGCUGGGCAGGGCCUUUCGCUGCAUGUACCCUGGAGGUCAAGCCGGUAACCGCCGGUCCCCUGGAUGUGAGUCCCCUGACUUUGGUGACUAUGCUGGGUUCCCAGGCUGUGGCCUCCUGCGCUUGCACAGCACUUACCGCCACGACCUGAAGAUCUACGCCUCCGACGAAGGCAGGGUGCAGAUGACAGCCGCUGCUUUUGCAAAGGGUCUGCUGGCUCUAGAAGGGGAGUUGACUCCAAUCCUGGUUCAGAUGGUGAAGAGUGCCAACAUGAACGGACUGCUGGACAGCGACAGCGACUCUCUGACGGACUGCCAACAGAAGGUGAAGGCAAGGCUGCAUGAAAUCAUGCAGAAGGGCCAGGAGUUUACACAGGACGACUAUCAGAAGUUGGCACCAACUGGCAGCCCAUCGCUGGUGAACUCAAUGAAGGUCAUACAGGAUCCAGUCAAAACCUGUGAUAAGGUGUACGCCCUCAUCCAGAGUCUCAAUUCACAGAUCCGCAAGAGACUGGAAGACCCCAAGUCUGCAGACCUUCAGCUUUACCACAGCGAGACGUUGGAGCUGAUGCUGCAGCGCUGGUCCAAACUGGAGAGAGACUUUCGCAUGAAGAACGGUCGCUACGACAUCAGCAAGAUUCCGGACAUCUACGAUUGUAUCAAAUAUGACUCGCAGCACAACGCCUCACUUGGGCUGGAGGACACGCUGGAGCUGUUCAGACUGUCCCGUGCCCUGGCUGACAUAGUCAUACCACAGGAGUACGGCAUCACCAAAGACGAGAAACUGGACAUCGCUCAGGCUUACUGUGUUCCUUUGAUGAAAAAAAUCCAGCUGGAUCUGCAGAGGACCCAUGAGGACGAGGCUGUUAACAAGCUGCACCCUCUGUAUUCUCGUGGCGUAAUGUCUCCUGGCCGCCAUGUCCGCACACGACUCUACUUCACCAGUGAGAGCCAUGUCCACUCCCUGCUCAGCGUCUUCCGAUAUGGAGGACUGCUGGAUGAUGAGAAGGACCAGCAGUGGAAACAGGCCAUGGACUACCUGAGUGCUGUGACUGAACUCAACUACAUGACACAGAUAGUCAUUAUGCUGUAUGAAGACAACAAUAAGGAGCCCUCCUCAGAGGAGCGUUUCCAUGUUGAGCUUCACUUCAGUCCAGGAGUCAAAGGGUGUGAAGAUGAGGAGAAUGUACCUCUUGGCUUCGGCUUCCGCCCAGCCUUCUCAGAGAAUCAAGACAAAAAGACUAAUCAAGGCAGUCUGGAAGACCUUUCCCAGGACCAGCCAGACCAGGCACUUCCCCUCUCUGAGCCAAUCAACAUCCAGCGAAGGUCCCCCAUGAUCCGCAACCGCAAGACCGGCUCAAUGGAGGUCCUUUCUGAAACCUCUCCGACCCAGUCCUCCAAAGGCUCCACAUCUCACCGACUCUUCCCCUCAUGUUCGCGCCAGUCACCUGAGAUCAAACCGGCCAGUGGCCUAGGGUCGCUCUGCUCUGGCCUCUUCAGUGCCUCCGCCCUUGGGGUGUCCUGUAGUGCCCCCAACCUGCGAGACUACGUACGCACACACCACCACCUCCACCGAAAACCACCUCUGUCCCCUGGCAGUCUGCCAUGCCAGAUUAGCACGUUUGAGCUGUUCUCUAUGCCACCAGUAAAGAGAUUUUCUGUGUCGUUUGCCAGGCAUCCGACUAAUGAGCCCUCAGACGAGCUCCAUGUAGUCCGGCUGCUGGGGGGGCUUCCCGCUGAGCCAGCCCGGCUGGGGUUUGCCCCUCUGGCUGUGGACGGGGCCAUUGCCCACCACCUGUGCCACUGUCCCUACCACCUCCCCCUCCUCAAGAGCUGGCUGAUGUCUGGUCAGGAGCUCCCAGAAUCCCUCCACGGGUUUGAAGGCUGCUCCAUGGUGCCCUCUAUCUACCCACUGGAGACACUGCACAACUCGCUCUCACUGAAGCAGGUGGACGAAUUCCUCAACACGGUGUGUGCGAGCAGCAGCGAUGCCCACACCAAAACCAUGAAAGCGCUGUCCAGCUUGUUUGACUCUCAGAGCCAGACAUCUCUCUACAGCCCUCAGCAGCCACUGUCCUCCUCCGGAUCUGAAGCAUCUCUUCAGCCACCAAGCCAGCCUCUAUGGCAUGGCAGUAUCCCCUCCAGUGCUGUAUCCAGUGCAGGCCCCUCCUCCCCAAUCACAGAGAGCUCCGGCGUGAACUUCAGCUUUAGUGAGUAGAGACUCUGUCUGAAAAAAACACGAGGACUUCUGGGUAUCUAAGGACACGAUCUGAAGACCUUGGUUUGUCCGACUCUCCGGACUUUUAUUCAUCUUGUCCUGCUCACUUUCACCACUCUACCUUGUGUAUUACAAACUGUAAAUAACAAAAAGACUGUAAAUAUAACCACUCAAACUGUACAUGGACUCUUCAGCUGGGCACAUGUGAUCACCACACCUUUCCUGCUCAGUGGAUAAGAGAAAACACUGGACCUUCAACAGUUUAACCUCAAUCCUUCUCUUCAGUUUGUCGAGACCAGCUUCGACUGUGUAGCAGUGCAUUAAGCCAACAGUCAGAGCAGUUGUGCCUUUAGUUCAAUUUGAAUGCUUUGCCUGUAUGAUUUUGUUUUUAUCUUAGCCCACAUGCUGUUUUGCAAAAUUCUCACAUGCCAGCUGCAUCAUCUCUGACCUUAGACGUGUACGACUGACAUGCAUUACAGACUGUGAGUCAUGUGAGUCAAAGUGUUAACCGUAAAUAACCAUAUUUUUUCUUCUUCUCUACUGUCGUGCUGCAACCAAUGUGGCUAGCCAUUCACAUCCCACCCUGAAACAAAACAGGCUGUUGUUUUUUAAAUCCAGGUAAUAUGUACUAACAUUUGAACCAGUAGCCGAUUUGAGGUGGGGGUGCCAUCCCCCUUGUUAGCCUGCAAUCCCCUCUCUCCCUCCCAUAGUAGCAGAUAGAGAAUGCAAGGGCAGAGUGGUGGUAUAAAAAAAUACAAAGUCAUCAUGAACCCUGUUAAAAAAACACUUUGACUUACAGUUUGCUUCAGCUACAAAUAUCUGCACAUAGGCUGAAACUCAAAGCUUAGAUAAAUAGUCCCUUAUUCCCUUUUAUUGCUCAGAGUUGGGGUAAGAUGAUCAACACCACUCUCACAUCUGUUUGUUAAAUAUGAGGCUACAGCCAGCAGCAGGUUAGCCUAGCUUAGCACAAAGACGGGAAACAGGGGAAAACAUACAUUUGUUCUAUUUACAAAGGGGCAGGUGCAGAUCAAAAAUGAGAUUAUAAACUAAUUCUCAAGAAUCUAGAGAGGUAUGUGUUGUCAUGUCAGUGCUUGGUACCUGCUACAUUAAAGGUAUUUUUAAAGGCAAGUUUACUUCCUGCUUUAAAAUACAGGAGUUUGUGUCAUGUGAAACUCAAGCCAGCUUCAUCAAACUGUUGAUCUUUAUCAAUUAUCGCUUUCUACUGAAUGGAAACACAAUUUUUCUGGAAAUGUGCCUUUAAAUGCAUAUUUAAGUAUUAACUAUUGGAGACACUGUGGGUUUCCUGCUGUAUUUUUAUUUCGCUCUCACCCAUUUUGAGGGGGGGUUACAAAUCCAAAAAUGAUUUUGAGAAAAUCUGUGGUGUAGUUUUAUUUUAUAAUUAAAGGGAAGAACCACUUGUUUAAGUAAAUGGUAUAAAUGUACUUUUACAUAAUGAAAACUAUGUGGGUUUUCUCAGUUGAUGCUGAAUUCUCUGCUGUCACUGCAAAUAAUGUGUAUUUUUAUUUAAAAUGAAUUAAAUGUUUCCAAUGAAUUAAUGAGUGAUACUCAGGUAGACAUGAAUCUACAGAUGUAAACUGGUUUUAUCAACAUGUGAUUGAACUGGGAGUCAAUUUACUUUCAGUUAUCUUGAAAAUGAGUACAUUUAGUGAAUUUACUUCAAACUCCAAAGAAAUACUUUGACCAAAACUUGUAGGGUUAGCUCUAUCAUAAAACAAUGACUUGCAUUUGUAUUAUAGUAGAGCUCCAGGAUGAUGGGCAUUAUCUUCACACAGUACUGUCUGCAACACCAAAGUAUAAAUGGGAGACAUAAAACAGCUCCCAGCUCAUUUCAAACUAGUUAAAUUGAAAAUGAACUGACUCCCAUAACCUGGAAACAUCUGCUGCAGAAAAACAUAUAUAUAUAUAAAUAUGUAGUAAUCAUCAUGGAAAGAGUUUUCGAUUUGAAUAGGAGUAAUGAUUUUUAUUUUUACAUAAAGGUUGGUUGAUGUAAGUAAUUUUAGAUUUGUAUUUAUGUGAUUAUUUAAUGUCAAAAGGUGGUGGAGGUGUGUAUUUGUGAUGGCUGCUGGAGAACAAAGUGGAUGUUGAAUGUGUAAAACGUGUUGCUGUAAUGUUGGAAAGAGGAGGAGGUGGUAAUAAAAGCAAUCCAAUAAACGGUGAAUACAUUGUUCAAUAUGAUAUCAAGCA
Molecule: messenger RNA, 6695 nt
Organism: Etheostoma spectabile (orangethroat darter)
Lineage: Eukaryota; Metazoa; Chordata; Actinopteri; Perciformes; Percidae
Gene: ppip5k1b
Product: diphosphoinositol pentakisphosphate kinase 1b
Exons: 33
Coding region: 609-4490 (1293 amino acids)
Biological process (GO): inositol phosphate biosynthetic process; inositol metabolic process
Cellular component (GO): cytosol
Molecular function (GO): 5-diphosphoinositol pentakisphosphate 1-kinase activity; inositol hexakisphosphate kinase activity
Source: RefSeq, a predicted model, not a curated record